Molecule: messenger RNA, 789 nt
Organism: Colletotrichum aenigma
Lineage: Eukaryota; Fungi; Ascomycota; Sordariomycetes; Glomerellales; Glomerellaceae
Gene: ataH-1
Product: Acetyltransferase ataH
Exons: 1
Coding region: 1-789 (262 amino acids)
Biological process (GO): lipid metabolic process
Source: RefSeq, a predicted model, not a curated record
AUGAAGGUCGGCCUCCUUCUCGUCGCCAACAGCUUUGUGAAUAAAGCCCGCAUAUGCCUCAAAGCCGACCUCCUAGACUUUACUCCGGAUAAAUACCCAAUCAUCCGCCCGAUGAUCUCGCAAAUUAUCUUCGAUUGCGGGCGCGAUGACUGCACAUACAACCCGGUAUCACAGCGCCAAAUCCUCCUGCGCGUCUUUACGGUAUUCUCCUGGAUAUGGUCCAAUUUCCUCAUUCUCGAAUCAUACCACGCUCUCCUCUCCAUAACCUUCGUCCUCUUCGGCAUCGACAACCCACAAGACUGGCCACCUCUCUUCGGCAGUAUAACCGACGCCUGGACCGUCCAACGCUUCUGGGGCCGCUUCUGGCACCGCAUCGCAACACCCACACUCACAACAUGGACACGCAUCAUCCUGCGGAUAAAGCACGAGCCGCAGACCACGUUCGAAAAAGCGGCCGUCGCAUUUGGCGUGUUUUGCCUCUCUGGCAUCAUGCACAUGACGGCUGCCUGGAGAACCGGUGAAGGAUACGUGCACUUGGAUGUAAUGUUCUUUUGUGCCAAUUUCUUUGCGAUCGCGGUUGAGAUCGUAGUGUCCCGCGCGAAGAUGCAGGUGGUCAGAAGGGCGAAGUUAAAGCCUGGGACGGAAGCACGGAUGUGCCUAGCUAGUCGGUGUUUUGGCUACUUGUGGACCUUUGCGUGGUUCUUUUGGAUGGCACCGAGGUGGUUGUAUCCCAAGACGCUGUGGUGGUUGAUCAAGCAGGCUCUGACACAGUCUCAUACGCAGUUGUGA